Morus notabilis is the source of this 2898-nucleotide messenger RNA. Its product is annotated as disease resistance protein RPP5-like. Lineage: Eukaryota; Viridiplantae; Streptophyta; Magnoliopsida; Rosales; Moraceae. The transcript is spliced from 4 exons. Gene Ontology annotation, biological process: defense response. The record is from RefSeq and is a predicted model, not a curated record. Bases 1 to 2898 code for a protein of 965 amino acids. Gene Ontology annotation, molecular function: ADP binding.
AUGGUGCUUAGGGGUAUGGCAGUGGAUGGAAUGUAUGAGGUUGAGAAAUUACAUUUCAAUGAGUCUCUUCAACUAUUUAAUUCGAUAGUUUUUAGAGGAAAUGCUCCUGAUAUGGAUUAUAUGGAGCUAUCGAAAAAUGUGGUUGAGCAUGCUGGUGGCCUUCCAUUGGCAAUUACAGUUUUGGGUAAACAAUUUCGUUCCCUCCGUAUUCAGAGCCUAAAAAGUUGGGAAAUGGCGUUGGAGAAACUAAAAAUUCUUCCUCAUAAUGAUAUUCACAAUGCGUUGAGAAUAAGCUAUGAUGGGCUAGAGAAAGAAGAGAAAGAUAUCUUUCUAGAUAUUGCAUGUUUCUUCAAAGGGAGGUGUAGACAUUUUGUGGAAGAGAUACUGAAUGGUUGUGAUUUUUUCGCAAGUAUAGGUGUGGAUAUUCUCAUUGACAAGUCCCUCAUAACUAUUGAUCCUCGUUAUAAUGGGCUUCAAAUGCAUGAUCUAUUGCAAGAAAUGGGUAAAAAAAUAGUUUGUCAAGAAGCUACAGAACUUGGAGAGCGCAGUAGGCUAUGGAUUACUAAAGAGGCUUGUCAAGUCCUAGAGAACAAUGAAGGGACUGCAAAAGUUGAAGGAAUAUUCCUAGACUUGUCCAAAAUUGAUGAAGAGAUACACUUGGAACCUACAGUUUUCAGAAAGAUGUCUAAUUUGAGAUUGCUCAAAAUUUACAAUUCCUCUUCUGUCAAGAAAGGCAAAUUGUACCUUCAAGAUCUCCAGUAUCUUCCUCGUUCACUUAGGUAUCUCGAAUGGCAUGAAUAUCCUCUAAAAUAUUUACCAUCAAACUUUAAGCCAAAAGGAAUAUUCCUAGACUUGUCCAAAAUUGAUGAAGAGAUACACUUGGAACCUACAGUUUUCAGAAAGAUGUCUAAUUUGAGAUUGCUCAAAAUUUACAAUUCCUCUUCUGUCAAGAAAGGCAAAUUGUACCUUCAAGAUCUCCAGUAUCUUCCUCGUUCACUUAGGUACCUCGAAUGGCAUGAAUAUCCUCUAAAAUAUUUACCAUCAAACUUUAAGCCAAAGAAUCUUGUUGACCUAAAGAUGCCCUACAGUCACCUUGAGCAACUUUGGGUUGGAGUCCAGGACCUUGAAAAGUUAACAGACAUUGAUCUAAGACACUCAAUUCACCUAACUCAAAUUCCGGAUCUGUCACGUGCUCCAAAUCUUGCGAGAAUAAAUCUCCAGUAUUGCACAAAUUUGUUUCAAGGUCCUUUGCAUACUCAGCAAAAUCUUAACAAGCUUCAGAGUGUUCCAGAUAGAAUAUUUGAUGCUGCCUCUAUGACAACUCUUACUCUCAACACUCUUCCAAUGACUAUAACCCGGAGCGUCGUGUCUUUAAAUUUAAGUUCAACUGGAAUAACGUCUUUGCCUUCAUCAAUUGUCUCUCUCAAUAAUCUUUCGAAAUUGUCUCUCAGAAACUGUACAAGACUUGCAAGUCUUCCAAGUUGCAUGAAUAAGCUGGAUUCUCUAAAGGAACUUCGAUUAGACGGGUGCUCAAUUCUUGAGAUGUUUCCAGAGCUUCCAUUGAAUAUAAUGAAGUUGGAUAUUGGAGGGACAGCAAUAAAGCAUGUGCCCUCAUCAUCAAUUGAGGAUCGAUUUUAUCUCUGGAGUAUUAAAAUGUCCAAUUGUAAAAGUCUUACGAGUUUACCAUCCAACAUUUUUAAGAUGAGGUCACUUCGUAAUCUUAAUCUUAAUGGUUGCGCAAAUUUGAAGUGCCUUCCUGAAAUCUUAGAUCCUAUGAAAAUUUUAAAAUGGCUUUGUUUACGCGGAACGGGGAUUAGAGAGCUACCAAUAUGUGAUAUGGCUAACCUUUCGGAUCUCGAUCUUUGUGAUUGUGCAAAACUUGAAUAUUUUCCAAUCUCAAGUGAUUUCCACCGUUGGAAUCUGAAAUCUCUUGAUCUCAGUCGGUCUAAUAUAAUAGCAAUCCCUGCAAGCGUCAGAGGGCUUUCUAUGCUGAGAAGGAUUUCCGUAAACAAUUGCAAGAAUCUUCGUUCAAUACCAGAGCUUCCAUUGGGUUUACGAUCUCUUUAUGCAAGCAGGUGCCCGUUGUUGGAAGUGGUGUCAAAUUCAAAGAGAGCACUCACACAAGAGUUUUGGGAUUAUGUUCAAAAUGAAAAGGACAAUGGCUGUCAAGUCUCAAUAUUUUGUGAUUGCUUGAAAUUGGAUCAGACGCAGCGUCAAAGUAUUUUAGUGGAAUUCCAGCUUAGAGUUUUUCGGACCGCUACACGAUUUAGAUGUAAAUUCAGCUUACAGAGUUUGCCUCGUUGGAUUGGUGCGUGUUGUCUGGGUUAUGAAAUUCCAAAGUGGUUUGAGUAUCAAUCAGAGGGACCUUUUAUUGAUAUAAAGCUUCCACUGGAAAGGCAGAAUUUCAACUUCCUGGGUAUUGUAUUUUGUGUUGUUGGUUACUCUUAUUCCGAAUGCAAAUACAUGGAUUUAAGAUGUAAAGUCAAUCUUAAAGCGAACCAGGGGGAAAACAGAGAAUUCACUUCAGUGUUUGAUUAUAUUCAAGAAGUUUGCAUGAAGUUUUCAAGUAAUGUGUGGAUGUGGUAUGUGCCUGGUGACUAUCAUAAAUGGCUCAAUGCAGUGGAGGCGUCAUUUGACUUUUCAUUCCAUGAAUGGGAUAGGAGAAAACGUGGACGGUUUAAGACUUCCAAGCAUGAAGUGAAGAAAUGUGGGAUCCACCUGGUAUAUCAAAAAGAAAUAGAGGAAUUCAGAUUCAAUUUCAUGAAUGCUGGUCAACAUCAUGUACUUGAGGAAUCAGCAGCCGAGCAGCCUGAAUCCAUUGCACGCGGAACCGUCGACUUUGAUACAGAUGAACCACAUCUCAAGAGAAUUAAAUUUACAGAUUCCUUUGACUGCUGA